Frankliniella occidentalis (western flower thrips) is the source of this 1737-nucleotide messenger RNA. Its product is annotated as amidophosphoribosyltransferase-like. Gene Ontology annotation, biological process: purine nucleotide biosynthetic process; purine nucleobase biosynthetic process. Bases 44 to 1609 code for a protein of 521 amino acids. Gene Ontology annotation, molecular function: amidophosphoribosyltransferase activity. The transcript has 8 exons. The record is from RefSeq and is a predicted model, not a curated record. Lineage: Eukaryota; Metazoa; Arthropoda; Insecta; Thysanoptera; Thripidae.
CUAGCCGACUUUACAUUUCCUCCGCAGGACCUUCACCUCCGGCAUGGAGCAGCCCUCUGAGUACGGGAAGCGGGGCGCCGGCGCAGUCCUCCCGCCCGAGCUGGACCAAGAGGUCGCCUCCGCGGGCGCGGGGGCCACCGGGCUGACGCACGAGUGCGGCCUGUUCGGCUGCGUGGCGACGGGCGAGUGGCCCACGCAGAUGGACGUCGCCCAGGUCGUCUGCCUCGGCCUCAUCGCCCUCCAGCACAGGGGUCAGGAGAGCGCUGGGAUCGCGACCAGCGACGGCAGCGGGCGUCAGAACUUCAAUGUACACAAGGGCAUGGGCCUCAUCUCCACCAUCUUCAACAACGACGCGAUGGAGAAGCUUCGAGGGAACCUGGGCAUCGGCCACACCAGGUACUCGACGGCGGCGUCGUCCUCGCUCGUCAACUGCCAGCCGUUCCUCGUGCACACGGCGUACGGACCCCUGUCACUCGCGCACAACGGCGAGCUCGUCAACGCUGGCGACCUUCGUAGCCAGGUGUACGACCGCGGGGUGGGCCUGUCGACGCACUCUGACAGCGAGCUGAUCACCCAGACCCUGUGCCUGGACCCGCCCGGCGGGAAGGGCUGCCGGCCGGACUGGCCCGCGCGCAUCCGGCACCUCAUGGCGCUCACCCCGCUCGCCUACUCGCUGCUCAUCAUGGACAACGACCGCAUCUACGGCGUGCGAGACCUGUACGGCAACCGGCCGCUGUGUCUGGGCCGCGUCAUCCCGGAGGGCUCCGACCCCCUCACGUGCCCAGACGCGGACGCCGAGGCGUGGGUCAUCUCCUCAGAGUCGUGCAGCUUCCAGUCCAUCGGGGCGCGCUACGUGCGCGAAGUGCUCCCCGGCGAGAUCGUGGAGCUGAGCCGGGACGGCGUCAAGUCCCUGGCCACCGUGGAGAGGCCCGCCGGACAGCUGCCCGCGUUCUGUAUCUUCGAGUUUGUCUACUUCUCGCGUCCCGACACGGUUUACGAAGGCCAGACGGUGUACUCUGUUCGCAAGGAGAGCGGCCGGAUGCUGUGGCGCGAGUCCCCCGUCGAGGCGGACGUGGUGUCGUCGGUCCCCGAGUCUGGCACGGCGGCGGCCUUUGGAUUCGCCAGAGAGUCCGGGCUGCCGUUCAGGGAAGUCCUGUGCAAGAACCGCUACGUCGGCCGCACCUUCAUCCAGCCCAACACGCGGCUGCGCAAGCUGGGCGUGGCCAUGAAGUUCGGCGCGCUGUCCGAGGAGGUGGCUGGCAAGCGCCUCGUCCUCAUCGACGACUCGAUCGUGCGCGGCAACACGGUGGGCCCCAUCAUCAAGCUGCUGCGCGAUGCGGGCGCCCGGGAGGUGCACAUCCGGAUCGCGUCGCCGCCGCUCAAGUACCCUUGCUACAUGGGCAUCAACAUCCCUACCCGCGAGGAGCUCGUGGCCAACCGCCUCGACUCUGAGCGGCUGGCCGCGCACGUGGGUGCUGACAGCUUGGCCUACCUCUCGGUGGAGGGCCUUGUUCAGGCUGUACGGCAUGGAGCCAAAACGAAAGAGGAGGACUCGGGUUAUUGCACGGCCUGCCUUACUGGGAAGUACCCGGUUGAGUUGAAAUGGUGAAGACAUUUACUGUAAAGCAGAGCCUGAAGACAUUUCCCUAUACUAGUUUUGGUAGGGGGGAGAAAAAAAGACCAAUUAUAAAAAUAUUUGAUAUUUUUGAGAAAUAAAUCAAAGUUUUGAUGCAGAAA